AUGUAUGAUCAAAAUGACAAACAACCGUUUCAAUAACAGUUUACAUUGUAUCAUGUUUAUGUUUACAUUAAACGUACAAACAUAAACCGUUUCAAUUACAGUCUACAUUGUAUCAUAUUUAUGUUUGGUUUACAUGAAACGGACAGGCAUAGAUUUAACUAUGUUCAUUCAUAAUGUAUUUAUACGCUGUAUUUAUACCUUCUAUAAUUCGUUUAUUUCGAAGCAAACCGUCGAGCAAUUGCAAACCGAAAAAGCAAGAAUGAACAAUUGGAAAUAUAUUUUACUGAUGAUAGAUAUUUUCUUCACGAUAGUAGCUCAGCCAUGGUACAAAUUGAAAUCAACCUCUGGCUUUACAGUCUCUAAUUGUACCGAGCAGAAAGUCGAUAGUAUGUUAUCAUGUGCAGCGAUUGGGCGUGCAGCAAAAUGUGUAACAUAUUAUUUCAAUGUAGAUGAAUACGUAUGUCUAUGGAAUUGUAAAUUUUUUGAAAAUAAUUCACAUGCUGUUGGAAAUCAUGGAUGGCGUAAAUACGAGGUGAUAUGGAGGGAGAACUCCGCUUUGGGAAAACCAACUAACGGAUCUUCUGUAUACGGAAACGAUUAUACUAACUGGAGCCCAGAUUAUGCGAUAGAUGGUAUUGUCCAAAAGAACGAUACACAACUCUUUCAUUCAGCUUUUGAACAAUUUCCUUGGAUCAGGAUCGAUUUGUUAGAAAUAGCACCAAUAUCCUUUAUUCGUGUAUAUAACAGAAAUGGCUUAGGACACCGAUUCCAUGACGUUGCCGUUGAAGUGUCAAAUAACAGCGAUUAUGUACAACGUGGGUUUUACCAGGGACCUGCAGCGAAUGGCGAAGUUGUGGAUAUCAUGUGUGACUCCCAUACUGUUGCUCGCUACGUCCGACUAAGAAUAAGGAAAGGAUCUAAUAACUGUCUCAAUAUUCCGGAACUUGAAAUAUAUACUCAUUGAUUACUGUCUUCAUACGACAAACUUGUACUUCAUCCCUCAUUUAUUGUGAAACGUUAACAUUUGAAGAAAACAAAGACUUUCACAAAUCAUAUUGACUUGAUCAUCCCAUGUCUAACACACAUACAUGUGUACACGUACUUAAUGAAUGAAAAAAGAAACAAAAUAAAAAAAAAUAAAAUAAAAAAAAGCAAUAAACAUAUUUUUCCCUCACCAUCAAAUCAAAUGUAUUUGGUUACAUAAUAAAUAUUUUUUUUUUCGUUUCUUUAAUUAUUCUUCACAGUUAUUAUUAUUCACAAUAUUUAGACUGAAACUCAGCAAACCACUUUUAACCAAUAAAUCCAGAUUAUCAAAUGCUGUACAAUUCCAGGAAAUGCUUAUUUUUAAAAUACAAUACAAACAUUGAUAUAUACAUGUAUCUCAUGU
Magallana angulata is the source of this 1387-nucleotide messenger RNA. RefSeq lists its product as uncharacterized. The record is from RefSeq and is a predicted model, not a curated record. The transcript is spliced from 3 exons. The coding region runs from base 134 to 964 and encodes 276 amino acids. Lineage: Eukaryota; Metazoa; Mollusca; Bivalvia; Ostreida; Ostreidae.